This is a messenger RNA of Dissoconium aciculare CBS 342.82, 1659 nucleotides long. Its product is annotated as MFS general substrate transporter. The record is from RefSeq and is a predicted model, not a curated record. The transcript is spliced from 2 exons. Bases 1 to 1659 code for a protein of 552 amino acids. Gene Ontology annotation, biological process: transmembrane transport. Lineage: Eukaryota; Fungi; Ascomycota; Dothideomycetes; Mycosphaerellales; Dissoconiaceae. Gene Ontology annotation, molecular function: transmembrane transporter activity.
AUGGCAUUGCUUCCGAAGGUCACAGCUUCUCGCUUGCAAGUAGCGACAUACCUGCUGGGCAUUGCCUUGUUCAGCAUUUCAUUUCUUGUCUUUUUGAACAGCACCAUCUCCUUCGUUGUCACGAGUGUGGUCGGCAGGAGAGAAAGAGUCGGAGAUGCAGUGGGCACACUCGGUUUCGCGGAUGAGAUCCUCGCCAUAAUUGCAUGCCCUCUAUGGGGACUUCUGAGUGACAGAAUCGGCACACGCCCAGUGGCCGUGAUGGGAUACAGCAUCAUCGGAGUGAGUUUGAUCUGUCUGGUUCAGAGCACGAAUGUUUAUCCGGAUAUGCUGCUGAGCCGGCUCGGCUUCAGCUUGGGCGGCGCGGCGUGUUCGACUAUGGUCACGGCCAUCCUUCCCGCCAUGGUCGCGCAGGAUUCGGCGCAGGCAGCCAACGCCGAGCGCGAUACAUAUGAGACCAAGUCCGCCGACACGGCCCAGAUCGCCGGCAUUGUAGGAUUAUUCACGGGAGUGGGCGCCCUACUUGCACUUGCGGUAUUCCUUCCUCUUCCAGCUCUGUUCCAAAGUAAAGGCCAGAGCCAAGCGGAAAGCGUCCGGACGAGCUACUACAUUGUGGCUGCAAUCGCCUUUGCCGUAGCCUUAUUCACAUUCUUCGGCCUUCGAAAUCUGCCAGGCGAGGCAGGCAAAACUUGGAGAGGGACUUUCCGGACACCGUACGAUGAAACUACGAGCCUCGAUACAGAGGGGAAUCUCCACACGACAAUUUCUCCAGCACCAACAUACAUUUCACUGAUCAAGGAAUCGGUCAAGCUCGGUUUUACUGAUCACGACAUCGGACUGGGCUAUUUAGGAGGGUUCGUAGCGCGGGCUUCCUCGGUGGCCAUCAGCCUAUUCAUCCCGCUCUUUGUCAAUGCAUACUUUGUUCAUAACGGGCUAUGUACAGCAAAUCCGGACAAUUCCAAAGACAUCAAGGAAAAUUGUGAGCGGGCAUACAAGCUCGCUGCAGCGCUGUCAGGUAUUGCUGAGACUGCAGCUCUCCUUUGCGCUCCCCUGUUUGGUGUACUUGCUGGGCGCGCGGCCAAGGGAAGAUCAGAAUGGCCGUUGCUCUUCGCGACCCUUUUCGGUAUAGUCGGCUAUGUGAGCUUCGGUUUGCUUCGCAAUCCAGACGCAUUCCAUGGCCAUGGCGGAGAGUGGGCGCUCUUGUCUGUCACUUUCGUCGGCAUCAGCCAGAUCGGUGCGAUCGUUUGUUCCCUGGGGAUGCUCGGCCGAGGAAUACAUCGACGUUCUGACGCCGACGGAGCCGGGCUCGACAGCUCGCUCGGUACAGGCGCACAGUCGGCACCGGGCGAUGAAGUCUCGAACGAAGGUGCUGAGGCAGCUCCGUUGCUUUCCACUGAAUCUGCAGACAGCACGAAUGUGUCACUGGAUCGUUCCCGACUGAAAGGUAGCAUUGCAGGUAUAUACAGCCUCGUGGGAGGUGUUGGCAUCCUUUUGCUCACCAAAUUGGGAGGAGCGCUGUUUGACUCCUGGAGUGUCGGCGCACCUUUCUUCCUGAUGGCCAUCUUCAAUGGCGUGCUUUGUCUGGCGAUUUUAGCGGUUUCAGGCCGAGGCGCCGUUCGCACUCAACUGAGCCGCGUUCGGCGCACCCGGAGAGACGAUUGA